Messenger RNA from Prunus armeniaca (apricot), 303 nucleotides. The record is from the annotation of a GenBank genome assembly. NCBI's taxonomy places the organism in Eukaryota, Viridiplantae, Streptophyta, Magnoliopsida, Rosales, Rosaceae.
AUGUGCAGACAUUGUGUCACAUUCUUGGAUCGGCUCCGCCGUAGCACGAUAUUGUCCGCUUUGGGCCCCCAUCUCUGCCCUCACGGUUUUGUUUCUGGGAGCUCACGAACAAUUUUCCAGUGGGUCACCCAUCCUGGGAUUGCUCUAGCCUCCAACUCGCUUAACUUCGGAGUUCCUUCCGAAGCCAGUGAGCUCCCAAAAGGCCUCGUGCAAGAUGGAGGCGGGCAUGUACAUAUAAGGCACAUCACCUCAUCUCCGUUGGUCGAUUUGGGAUAUUACAAUCCACCCCCCUUAGGAGCCUAA